UCAGCAUUCAAAGUAAAAUGAGAAGCCGUUGGAAAGGUCGGCGUAAAACCAUCAAACAACCAUGCUCAGUUGCUGGCCGCUCGAAACGUCCGUGUCGUCAGGAACCACUCCAGUGUCGGCUAUGUUUACGGUUUCUAUCGCAAGAAGAAUUAUCGGAAAUAUUCCCCAAUAACGAUACCAGCAUUCAAGAGGCCAUCAGUGCUGCCGUUUCAAUCGAGGUAACACAGCAGGACCGUACCGUUCGGAUUUGCCAUUCUUGCCUGAACCUGGUGCUCACGGUGAAUGAUUUUCGGAUCGUUUGUGAGAAAAGUCAACAAUUGUUUGCACAAGGCGAACAGCCUGAAUCAGGUGCCGAAUUUUGGACCGAUCCGACUGAUCGAGAAGUAUUCGUAAAAUGUUUUACGUUAGUGCAACAUUGUAAGGAUAGUAUAGAAAAGCAGUACGUUAAUUGUGGGAGCUUUUCCAACAAUUUACCUAACCAGAGAUUUGAUUUACUGACGGAGCACGGUCAAGAAAGCAGAAACGAGAGCCAGCAACCAGAUCUGCAAGUCAAAUGUGAAGUAGAUGUAUGGCAAGUGGAACUUAAUGUUGGUGGUAUUUUAGAAAACAAUCCAUGCGGAUUGAAAUCAGAGCAAGAAAAUCAAUCUGUAGAGCAUUCAUACUGCGAUGACUCUAUUGACGGUGAUUUGAACACACCGGAACGGGAACUAAAUUCCAGGAACACUAUCUCAGAAAAUGAAAACCGAAUAGUUGACAAGAAAACCAACAAAGACAGGAAACCAGAUUUUGUAACAAAAUCUCAGCGACCGAAAAGAGCAUGCCAACUAGCUCUACUCAAAGCACUCGAAGAGCAGUCGAAGCGUAAGGGCCGAAAACCGAAAGAACCCAAGAAAAAACGAGGACGCCCCAGAUUAUCAGCUCAAAUUUGCGAAAUUUGCGGUAAAUCAGUAAAACGCUUAGCCGAAGAGCAACAUCGGAACGAGCAUCUCGGAGUGCGACCGUAUCGUUGUACGAUCGAAGGUUGCACGGCUACAUACUACAGUAAGAUCAGUCUACGCAGCCACCUGUAUAGGCACACCCAUACCGAGGCUGUUUACGAUUGUGACAUUUGUGGAGCGAAAAUCAAAGGUAGAAGCUCUGUGCGACGACAUCGGAGGAUGCACACCUCGGAGAGGCCGCACGCUUGCGACAUCUGCGGGAAGCGUUUCUGGCGGCGGGCCUAUCUGGCCCAUCAUGCGACCGUACACACGGGCAUCGCAAAGUUUCCCUGCCAGUACUGUGGGUUUGUGUUUAAGAAUAAGAACUGGUGGGCGUUUCACAUCAAACAGAAACAUGUGAACAAAGGGAAGGAACUGAGGUUAGAAGGGCCCGAGCCUCCACAGGAGCACGGGGAUGUUCCGGAGGAUGGGAAUGAAAUUAGUAUCGGACAUAUUAAAUUGGAACGAAAAUGAGUUUAACAAUUUCUCCACAUGUUGCGAUUAUUAUUGAAACAUGUUUAGAAUGAAGUUUUCAAGAUAAAAUAUGGUCAAAACUACGUGGCUGAUAGGUUGGUACUAUAUUCAGCUCUCUUUAGUAGAUUGUAGGUCAGGUUAAGUUACUGUUACUUCUAUAAUCUUAAUUUCGAAUUAGAACAAUUCCUAACUAUACCAGUGUCCAGAAGCCAAUACUUGUGAUUAAACACACAGUGUAUGAUGUAGAAUCAUUCCUUUCAAGUGCUUAAGAAGUAUCGAGUGUAUG
Messenger RNA from Sabethes cyaneus, 1737 nucleotides. Its product is annotated as zinc finger protein 112-like. Bases 18 to 1451 code for a protein of 477 amino acids. The record is from RefSeq and is a predicted model, not a curated record. Gene Ontology annotation, cellular component: nucleus. Lineage: Eukaryota; Metazoa; Arthropoda; Insecta; Diptera; Culicidae. Gene Ontology annotation, molecular function: zinc ion binding; RNA polymerase II cis-regulatory region sequence-specific DNA binding; DNA-binding transcription factor activity. Gene Ontology annotation, biological process: regulation of transcription by RNA polymerase II. The transcript is spliced from 3 exons.